Molecule: messenger RNA, 333 nt
Organism: Aspergillus melleus
Lineage: Eukaryota; Fungi; Ascomycota; Eurotiomycetes; Eurotiales; Aspergillaceae
Exons: 1
Coding region: 47-193 (48 amino acids)
Source: RefSeq, a predicted model, not a curated record
CCUUCUAUGUGAUUCAACAUGUCCGAAACUUCUUCCCAAACGCUCCAUGCCGCCGUCGCAAAGAUCGACGAGGCCACCCGCGGCCCAAACCCCAAAAUACCUGGAAUCGUCUGCAUCGCUGUGGAUCAGAAUGGCGACUCUAUACUAUCGCACGCAUCAGGCCUCACAAGCCUCAUUGACCAACCUCCAAUGACACUCGAUACUGUCCUAUGGCUCGCCUCAUGUACAAAGCUCCUCACUGGGAUUGCCUGUAUGCAAUUAGUAGAACAAGGCCGACUUGCCCUCGACGAUGCCACACAGCUGGAUAGACUGGCGCCGGAACUGAAGGAGCGG